CCAGGCAGAGUUAGGCUGCGGGUGAGCGCCGGAGCCCAAAUGGUACGAAAACCCCCGUUCUUCUAGAUGCCAGAUGAUCUGAAGGAUUUAGAUGCUAAACCUUUAGAGACGUCUUUCUUGUCAUCCAACGUCUUCCCGCUUAUUUAGUCGUUCCAGUACUGUAGGCCUCGUCGGUUUCUUUGAAGCCGAUAGUCAGGCAAUUUACUGGGCACUCCAAGUGCGGGGUCCUCACGGCCUUCUCAGCUGCCUCAUCCUCGGUCCGGAGAGGACCCGGCGCCGAAUCACUGACGGGCCCAGGUGUCGGGAAAAUGAUCCACAGCCUAUUUCUCAUAAACUGUUCCGGUGACAUAUUUCUAGAGAAGCACUGGAAAAGCGUUGUGAGCCAGUCUGUCUGUGAUUAUUUCUUUGAAGCUCAAGAGAAAGCUGCUGAUGUUGAAAAUGUACCACCUGUCAUUUCAACACCUCACCACUACCUCAUCAGUAUCUACCGGGAUAAGCUCUUCUUUGUGUCUGUCAUACAGACUGAAGUGCCACCUCUCUUUGUAAUUGAGUUCCUACAUCGAGUUGCUGAUACCUUUCAGGACUACUUUGGUGAGUGUUCAGAGGCUGCAAUUAAGGAUAAUGUGGUCAUAGUUUAUGAGCUCUUGGAAGAAAUGUUAGACAAUGGAUUUCCACUGGCUACUGAAUCUAACAUUUUGAAAGAACUGAUUAAACCACCAACAAUUCUACGGUCUGUUGUCAACUCUAUCACAGGCAGUAGUAAUGUUGGGGACACACUCCCCACUGGGCAGCUGUCCAAUAUCCCAUGGCGCCGAGCAGGGGUAAAGUACACAAACAAUGAAGCCUAUUUUGAUGUCGUUGAAGAAAUAGAUGCAAUUAUAGAUAAAUCAGGAUCUACAGUCUUUGCAGAAAUUCAAGGGGUCAUUGAUGCUUGCAUUAAAUUAUCUGGAAUGCCUGACCUUUCCCUUUCUUUCAUGAACCCCAGGCUUCUAGAUGAUGUCAGUUUCCACCCCUGUAUCCGGUUCAAGCGCUGGGAAUCUGAAAGAGUUUUGUCAUUUAUUCCUCCAGAUGGAAAUUUCCGACUCAUAUCAUACCGUGUCAGCUCACAAAAUCUAGUGGCAAUACCAGUAUAUGUGAAACACAGCAUCAGCUUUAAGGAAAACAGUUCUUGUGGCAGAUUUGAUAUUACAAUUGGACCAAAGCAGAAUAUGGGAAAAACUGUUGAAGGAAUCACAGUGACAGUUCACAUGCCAAAAGUUGUGCUGAACAUGAACCUGACAUCAACACAAGGCAGCUAUACGUUUGAUCCAGUUACCAAGGUAUUGACAUGGGAUGUGGGGAAAAUUACUCCACAAAAGCUUCCAAGUCUUAAAGGACUAGUAAAUUUACAAGCUGGAGCACCCAAGCCAGAAGAGAAUCCAAGCCUCAACAUACAGUUCAAGAUUCAGCAGCUUGCUAUUUCAGGCUUAAAAGUAAACCGCUUGGACAUGUAUGGAGAGAAAUAUAAGCCAUUUAAAGGAGUCAAGUAUGUCACGAAAGCUGGAAAGUUUCAAGUUAGAACAUGAGAAGAGGCCAAAAUUCCUCAAGAUCUGUUUGUUUUCCAAGUGUCAUUACAGUUUAUUACUAUUAGGUACCAAGUGGGUGGGAAUACAUAUUCUAGUUAAAACAUUUUUGUCAAGCCACACACCGCUAACAAAGUUGCUUAGUAAUCAAUGUAGGAUUCUUAAGGAGCUUUUAAGCUAAGGAAAAUUUUGAAUGACUUAGCUUAUUUUGUAUCUUUUCAAUUUAGGAGGAUUUUAGAGGUGAUUUCCUCCAUAAGGGGGCACCAGCUGGAGGCUGCACAUUUUAACAGUAAAGGCAGAAACUACAGUGAUAACUUGUCUCCUAAAAGAAGUAAACUGGUCUCAGCCAGCAGGAGCUGUCUUAAUCUGUAGUGUGAUGUGUCAGGUGCACCCAAGGGUCACACCUGACCUUAGCCAUCCCUAAUAGCAUUUGUCCCAACAGAGGAAACUCCCCCCACCCCAAGAAGUUUACAGAAAACUGCCUCUUCAAGUGUUUGCCUUAUUCAGCUUUUCACUUGUGCCAUUAAGCAAGCACUGUAGCAAAAGCCACUUCACAUGGCCCUGGCAGGGAGCACUGCUGCUCCAUGCUCCAUUCUCACUGUACUUGGUAUUUGGUAUGUAUUUUUUAUAAAUAAGAUUUUUAUGUAAAGCUCAGAUUUUGAUUUACAGGGAUCUUGCUGGAUUAAGUACCAUCUCAGUUUUGUGCCACUGGUUUUGCUGUUAGCACAGUAAAAAUCAUUUGUAUCAAAGGGGUGAAUGCUUUAUUAAGAUAAUAAAAGGGAACACUACUUCUGCUUUUAGGAAGUUAUUGCAAGCACAGCAUUUGAGAUUUUAAGAAAGUUAUAGUAAAAAAGAAAUUUAAGUUAAUCAUUGCCAUCUUCAUAUUUUAUAAAGUUUAUCCAACACCACUUAAACCAUAGUUAGCCUGAAGGCCUCAUGCCCUAGUUCAGAGAAAAGAGGAAAGUGUGCCUGCCUCACUGUUGACAUUUAGGAGGUGCGGGGGGGUAGAAUCUUUUAUCUUCUUUAUUGUUGUUUUUGAGGACUUAAAUUUGCCUGCAGCUCUUGUCUAUAGGGGGAAUUCUCUUUUCCGACUGUAUGCUUUCCAAAUCUCUAGUCAAUAGAUUUCUUCCUGAAACUUACCAUAAUUGUCAUUGGAAUGCUUGAAUGUCUCUACUAUACUGAGAAAGUAUAUGGAGAAAUAUAAUAUUGAGGCAGAACAAAAUCCUUAUUAACUUUGAUGAAACUCUAUUGACCAUCAUGGUUGGUAAGAUUCUACAGUCGUAUCAUCUUUCUCAGCUUCAUUAGCUUAGAAAUCCUUGCUGCUUUUGCCUCAUUAGACACGAAGAAUGGGAAAAGGCUCAAAGUUAGGUUAUCAAUACUUGUUCUUAUGUUUCCUUCUUGUUUCUUAUGCUAUUAGCUUUCUUCUCCUUGUGAUUUCUUUCUUUUAAUUCUACUAAGAUUAUAAUUCUUUUCCUAGCUAAGGAUAGCCCUUAAAAAAUUAUCUCAUUCUGCUACCAAGGGCCAGAGUUUAGUGGUACAGUGGUUCUACUAUACAGCAGCAUUCUCACCUUUGCCUGUCUAGUAUACCCAGCCUUCCUUUCAUUCAGUAGAAAAGAUGUUUUGUAAUUUGGUAUUUAUAGAGUAACCAUUAUCAAUUAGCUUGGCAACCAAAAUUAAAAUGUUGCCAAAUAUUUAUCCCCUUUGCCUAAGUUUGGGAACCUAGUCAGUUGCUUUUCAUUUUUAAUGUCUUAUUCAUCACAAUUCAUACCUUAAAAGAAUAAUCAGUAUUUUACUUUUCUUUCUAGAGAAUCCUUAUCUCUACCAUUCAUAACUGGACUGUCCCCAAUUUUUUUUUUCUGUUCUAUCUUCACUUGUAUAUAAGUAGAUUAUAUACCAAGAAUCCCUCUAGCAAUUUCUGCUAAGACUUUUAAGUAGGCAGUUUACUUCUACAAUUAUUUUAUUUAUUGAUCUCUCUCUGACUUUACUGUCAAAAAAAAUAAAUGAAGCAAUAGUUGAUUUAGUUUGACUGCCUGGCCACAGAUAGCAAUAAGUGAUCAAAGGCGUUCUCCCU
Molecule: messenger RNA, 3633 nt
Organism: Condylura cristata (star-nosed mole)
Lineage: Eukaryota; Metazoa; Chordata; Mammalia; Eulipotyphla; Talpidae
Gene: AP3M1
Product: adaptor-related protein complex 3, mu 1 subunit
Exons: 9
Coding region: 309-1565 (418 amino acids)
Biological process (GO): endocytosis; intracellular protein transport
Cellular component (GO): cytoplasmic vesicle; clathrin adaptor complex
Source: RefSeq, a predicted model, not a curated record